AUGAUCUUCCCCGCCUCCAGGUCCUCCACGCGGCAAAGGACAUGCGGGACCAGUUGGGGCUCCAAGGAGGUCAAGUCCCAGCCCCCCGCAGGUGGGCCUUGUAAGGAAGAUGCCUCUGGGUCUCGCGAGAGGUGGGCUUCGGCGCCAGCUGGCCGAUCUCUCAUGGCUGCUCUUCAGGAGUGGUCAAGCUGGAGGUAUAAGGACAGUUUCCUCAGGUUAAUUCUUAAACGAGGGAGUCACAAACUGCUCCAGAAAGUCCAGGUUGGCCGGAAGCCAGCAUUCGGCUGGGUCUUGGAGGUGCUCCUGGGUCAAGCGGGGCAUAUCAGAUGUGACUGCGGUGAGAGCAAGCGCAGCCCAUGCAUUCGGUUUCCCUGCUCGCCCGCCGCCCCUGCGGUGCAGAACGUGGUCUUACCACUGAGUCAUGUCCAUCCGCUGAGGCUAAGCCAGAGCUAUUUCCUCACAGGGGAUGAAAAACCAUCGUGCCAUGUAACUAGUACCAGAGUGUGA
Messenger RNA from Rangifer tarandus platyrhynchus (Svalbard reindeer), 507 nucleotides. The record is from the annotation of a GenBank genome assembly. NCBI's taxonomy places the organism in Eukaryota, Metazoa, Chordata, Mammalia, Artiodactyla, Cervidae.